AUGCAGAAGAUCAAAAUGCAUGGCUUGGUCGGAGACCUCUGGCCAAACAUAAGACUCAUGCAACUGACAGGUCACUGGCUACUGGAAUAUCAUGAAGAAACUGGAGGAAUGGUUCGGCUAAUACGACUGGGAUAUUGUUGGCUGACAACAUUCUUGGUGGUGAUGCAGUUUGCCUUUCUUACUUGCUUCCUCAUCUUGGAUACCUACGAUGCCGAUCAGAUGGCAGCAGCCACCAUCACUACUCUGUUUUUUCUUCACAGCGUCACUAAAUUUGGAUAUUUUGCUGUCAGAAGCAAAUAUUUCUACCGAACCUUUGGAGCAUGGAAUCAGGUAAAUUCACACCCUCUCUUUGCCGAAUCCAACGCCCGACACCGAGCGACCGCCCUAUCACGUAUGAGGAAAUUGCUUAUGAUAAUUGGUGUUAUCACAAUACUCUCAGUUAUGGCAUGGACGACUGUAACUUUCCUUGGGGAUCCUCAUCGGGAAAUCACUGAUCCCGAAGAUGUCAACAGUACCAUCACGGUAGAAAUGCCACAACUCAUGGUCGACGCCUGGUACCCCUGGGAUGCUAGAUCGGGAUUUUGUUUCUUGGCAACAUUUGUGUAUCAGCUUUACUGGUUGUUCAUCUCACUAAGUCAUGCCAAUCUUCUCGACAUCCUGUUUUGCUCUUUCGUCAUAUUCGCCUGUGAGCAGCUGAAGCAUCUGAAGGAAAUUCUGCAACCUCUGAUGGAACUCAGCGCUACAUUAGACAGCGUUGUACCCAAUUCCGGGGAACUGUUCAGAACAGGGUCCACAGGCUCGAACAUGCCUCUAGUUGAGAACGAUGGUAACGAUUUCGACAUUCGUGGAAUCUACAGUAACCGAGGCGAUUUCUCCGGGUUCGGGCAGACAGGAGUGUCAACUAUUCAGGCGAACGGGAAUGGUAUUGGACCGAAUGGUCUCUCCAAGAAACAAGAAUUACUGGUUCGUUCUGCUAUCAAGUAUUGGGUCGAACGUCAUAAGCACGUUGUCAAAUUUGUUUCGAGCAUUGGGGAUGCUUAUGGUUCCGCUCUGCUUCUCCACAUGUUGACAAGUACAGUCACCCUCACACUGCUCGCUUACCAGGCUACCAAGAUUGAAGGCGUCGAUGUGUAUGCUUCCACUGUUAUUGGUUAUUUGCUGUACACCCUCGGUCAAGUGUUCGUAUUUUGCAUUCAUGGCAACGAGCUUAUAGAAGAGAGUUCAUCGGUGAUGGAAGCGGCGUACAGUUGCCACUGGUACGAUGGAUCCGAAGAAGCCAAGACGUUUGUGCAGAUCGUCUGCCAGCAGUGCCAGAAGUCUUUGACAGUCUCAGGAGCUAAAUUCUUUACUGUUUCACUCGACCUUUUCGCCUCGGUUCUUGGUGCCGUGGUGACAUACUUCAUGGUGUUGGUACAACUCAAGUAAAAGUGUUGUAAAAAAAUGUUUUUUUUGUUUGUUUUAUUCAGUAUUUGUUGAUUUUUUUUUCCUCUUGUUAAUAACAAUUGACCACAUUGUUUUAUAGAAGAAAACAAGCGUGUCUUAUCUUUAACGGGUGUUGUGUAAGGAGGAACAACAUGUAAACGUUAUUAUAUUCUGGGAAAGUCAAUACAAAAGUGCUUAGGCUCAUUUUGUUGUUGACAUUUGAUUUAAUUAAGUGCUUAAGGAGACCUUAGGUAGUUAUUUUGUUCCAUUUUU
Nezara viridula (southern green stink bug) is the source of this 1695-nucleotide messenger RNA. The record is from the annotation of a GenBank genome assembly. NCBI's taxonomy places the organism in Eukaryota, Metazoa, Arthropoda, Insecta, Hemiptera, Pentatomidae.